Molecule: messenger RNA, 3942 nt
Organism: Ornithodoros turicata
Lineage: Eukaryota; Metazoa; Arthropoda; Arachnida; Ixodida; Argasidae
Gene: pnut
Product: septin-7-like
Exons: 13
Coding region: 156-2009 (617 amino acids)
Biological process (GO): cilium assembly; cytoskeleton-dependent cytokinesis; intracellular protein localization
Cellular component (GO): microtubule cytoskeleton; septin complex; septin ring
Molecular function (GO): GTP binding; molecular adaptor activity; GTPase activity
Source: RefSeq, a predicted model, not a curated record
GAAUUAGGUUUCGUUAGCAUUAAUCAUCAGCUUUGAGCGACAUCGUAUCGUCUGCUUGUCGUGAGAUCUUUGCGACGAAAAUAAUCGUUCAGAUAGUACGGCUAUGGAUUUUCAAUCAUCUUAACGUGUGAUGAUAAGGAGUGGUCAUUUCGUGAAUGGAGAUGGACUCGAACGGCGCUUUGUACUCGGUGAGAAGCGGGUCGCUUCUCAAGAGGAGCGCGUCUUCAGUGACCCCUCCAACGGAAGAUGCCCGCGCAACCAUGUGUGCUUUGGGUUCGGGAUCAACAGAGUCUGCUGUUCGUCGCCCCUUGCUUUCGUCCAGUGGCCUGGGUUACCGUUAUGCCGGUUUGGAUAGAUUUGUCAACAGACCUCGCGUCUAUGAAUCAUUGACGGAUGUGGUUCAGAAUGACGUAUCGCCACAGCCGACUCUGUCGUCGAAGAGGGAGUUGUUUUUCCGCGACGGGCCCUCAGCAGUGUCUACUGGUGGCACGACGGGGGCGGCCAGCCUCCUGGGUUCUGGGGCUGCUCUCACGUCCACCAACGUGGCCUCUCUCAGUAACACCAACACUUCCAAGAGCCAGAAGGAGCUGACCUCCUCGGGCGGCUAUGGGGAUACGGGAAGUCUUACCACUACGGGUUCCUCUUCCGUGGGAAGCAAGGACGUGGAAGGAAGCUACGUGGGAUUUGCCAGUCUACCUGACCAGGUGUAUCGAAAGGCCGUCAAAAAGGGCUUCGAGUUUACUCUCAUGGUUGUGGGUGAAUCGGGCCUCGGUAAAUCAACCCUCAUCAAUUCCAUGUUUCUCACGGACAUUUACUCAAAUGAGUACCCUGGACCAUCUCAUCGGGUGAAAAAGACCGUUGAAGUUGAAACGACUCGUGUAGUGCUCAGGGAAGGCGGUGUUAAUCUCACGCUCACCAUUGUAGACACGCCUGGUUUUGGGGAUGCUGUAGACAACACACAGUGCUGGCAGCCUAUAAUUGACUAUGUGGAGGCCAAGUAUGCUGAGUACCUCGAUGCAGAGUCACGAGUUCACCGGUCUACAGUUCCUGAUAAUAGGGUUCACUGUUGCCUCUAUUUCAUCAUGCCAUCAGGACACGGCUUGAAGCCACUUAAUAUUGAAUUUAUGAAACGGCUUCAUGACAAGGUUAACAUCAUUCCUAUCAUUGCCAAAGCAGACACCAUGACCCCCGAAGAGUGUAGCCUUUUUAAAAGAACAAUUUUGAAUGAAAUUGCUCAAAACAAGAUACGUCUUUAUGAAUUUCCUGAAUGUGAUGAUGAUGAUGAAAACAAGCAUCUUAAGGGGCUCAAGGAACGGGUGCCAUUUGCUGUUGUGGGCAGCAACACAAUUGUGGAGGUCAAUGGGAAACGAGUCAGGGGUCGGAAGUACCCUUGGGGCGUUGCAGAAGUGGAAAACAUGGAACAUUGUGACUUCAUUGCCUUGCGAAAUAUGCUCAUAAGGACACACAUGCAAGACCUCAAAGAUAUUACCAACAAUGUCCAUUAUGAGAAUUUCCGCUGCAGAAAGUUGGCAGGUGUUGGUGGAGGUGGGGAUGGAGGUUCUGCACGAUCUAAUAAUUCUUGCUCUCAAAGGAUACUGAACACCCAAAUGGUGUUCUGGAACCCCUUGGCCCAAAUGGAAGAAGAGAAGAAGGACCAUGAUGCCAAGAUGCAGCGGAUGGAGAAGGAGAUGGAGCAAGUAUUCGAAAUGAAAGUGAGGGAGAAAAUGCAGAAGCUCAAGGAGUCUGAGGCAGACCUACAAAGGAGACAUGAACAGAUGAAAAAAAGUCUAGAACAGCAAAGACAGGAAUUGGAGGAAAAGAGGCGCAAUUUUGACAAAGAAAAGGCAUCCUUUGAGCUCACACACAAGGACUUUGAUGAUGUCUUGCGCAAAAUGUCUGCAGAUACCAACUCCAAAGAAUUACGCAGGUGCGUGUCCGACGACCGCUUCACUAGGCACAAAUGCACGCAGUACACCAUGCCAGUCAGAAAGAACUGCAGACAGAUGUAGCAUGCCCUUUGGUCUCUGCUUCUUCUUUUGCACUUCAAAUGAGCCAACCUACCUAGUCAGCAUCUUCCUUGAAGAAUUUUGUUUACAACCUCUUCUGUUGCCUUUGCAAGUUUCUUUGCUUUGUUUUUCUUGUUUUUGUUUAUGCCAGUUUUCCUUUCUUUGAGUGAAACUCUCCUUUUAUGAUUUUAUUCUCAUUUGGACAAUUCACAUGAAAACAUGCUCUGGAAGUGUUAUCGCCAGCCGAAAACUAUUUGUGACAUCACUGCUUAUUUGUACUAUGAGCGUAUUGUAAGUGUUUAUUAUCACAGUCAAGGAGGAAACAGGAUGAAUGCCUUGAGGAGAAAGAUCAAUAGGGGUUUCAACCAUAGCUGUAAUGAGGCUAUGUCAUAAGUAGGGCUCCACCUUUUUGAUUUAAACAAAAAAAAGUCAAUAAAUACGAGCUGAUAAAUUUUUUGACUAUCCAAUGAAUCAGAAGUGACCAUCUAAUGUACACGUAUAUGAAACAAAGAUUACUUUAUCCUCAGUACCCUAAUAGCUGGGAACGUGCAGGAUUGACCUUGUUCCCUCAUCCCGUGAGUUUGGCACACUUGAUUCAGUUGCCACUAAAUUUGGUUUGUACCACUUGCGUAUCGUGAAAGCUGUCCACCCUCCUGUUAGCUGCGAGCUCUUUCUCAGUGGGUAAACAAAUUAUAUACAGCAGCGUUAACUGAAAAACACUGUCUUCUCAAAGAAAAUUAAGCACUGAAAAACAUGCACCAAAAUCGACGCAUAAUAAACACCAAUAAUGUGGAAGCCUAGUCAUAACCACAGACUGAUUGUUGCCUAAUCUUGUUGAAAAAAGAAAAAAUACAUAGAAUUUUAGAGUUCUAUACUAGGAAGCACUUGUAAAAGAUUUCACAUCUAGUUAAUACUACAGAUAGAAGUCCACAGCGUCUUAACAGCAAACAUGUUCAUAGCCGUGCUCCACACUGUCAUUUAAAAAGCAGAUUUUUUUUCUUCUUGGUAUUGUAAAUUGUUAUUUUUUUAUUUGUUUUUUACAAAAAAGUUUGUUUGCAUUUCUAUGUCCUCAUUUUAUAUGGUACCAGUGUGCAUUUUUCAAAAAUGUCACAAAUAGAUGGAAGUGCACAGUGUGGAAACAUAGGAAGGAGUAAAUGAUACCCUAUUCCAAAUGUUUACUGUCGUUACAAUCUGUUUUCUUAAAAAACAACACUAUCUUUUGUCGAGCAUACUUUCCAGUCAUAUGUUUGUAAUAUGCUUAAAUGUAGCCCGUUUAGAAUCAGUGUAAUCAACAUCGUGCCUUACUCCUACGUUCUUGAUCCCGUGUUUUUCUAGGACGUAGUACAGGGCAUUCUAACGUUUACAUUUGUUUCUGCACCUCCUUCAGUGUUUCCAUAUCUUGCAAUGGUGAAGAGUUUUGUCUUUUGCUUUAUUUAUGCACUCAAAUCCGGGUGGAGCUAUCUCAUAAACGGAAUAGAAAGUAUAAUUUUUCGGCUAAGUCUAUCUCUGUUGGCAGUAUAAUUCGAAAGCCACUGGCCUUGGCGUUGGCUGAGUACACUCUCAUUAGCUCCCAGUAGAGAUGCAACCAAUUUCUGGUUAUUUUUUAACUGUAACAACAGCAGAGGUAAAGCGAAUUUGACUGAGCCUUGAGCGCGGCCUAAUGGAAAUGCGUCUAGCUGAAGCAAUAGCUGAUGGUUCUUGAAUGGUAUUGCCCAUAGAAAUACACAUAGCUCAAAAAUUAUACUCAUCCUAGUUGUCUUAUGACAUAACCAGCUUCUUACUCCUCAAGCCAAACAGAAAACGUGUUUUUACGAACUUUCAUCAUCACAGUGUGCACAAAGGUUACAGGAAGUACAGAAGAUACUGUAAAGUUUUUCUCUAGACACCCUGUACUUAAAAAACUAUUUAAAGAUCAGGAAGUGUUCUUGCCUGUCAA